Messenger RNA from Herpailurus yagouaroundi (jaguarundi), 5622 nucleotides. RefSeq names its product protein Shroom4-like. The record is from RefSeq and is a predicted model, not a curated record. The transcript has 5 exons. Gene Ontology annotation, molecular function: actin filament binding. Gene Ontology annotation, cellular component: cortical actin cytoskeleton; apical junction complex; adherens junction. The coding region runs from base 30 to 1697 and encodes 555 amino acids. Gene Ontology annotation, biological process: actin filament organization. Lineage: Eukaryota; Metazoa; Chordata; Mammalia; Carnivora; Felidae.
CAAUCCUCAUCUUGCUGUUUUGCAGAGAAAUGGCUCAUUCCAAGGCUAGCUUUUCGUGGGCAACUCCGUUCAAUCCUUGCCUUGAGAACCCAGCACUGGGCUUGUCAAGCUACCGAGCAGUCUCUUCUCUUGACCUCCUUGAAGACUUCAAGCACUCUUCAAAAAAAACAGAGGAAACUUCUGUUUAUGAGGAGGGGAGCUCCAUGGCCUCCAUGCCCCACCCACUGCGCAACCGUGCCUUCUCUGAAAGCCAUAUAAGCUUGGAGCCCCAGAGCUCCCUGGCCUGGCGGCAGCAUAGGAGAGAGCUCUUUACCAAGGUUGAGACCCAGCCGGAUCCUCUGGGAGCCAGGAAGAAGGCCUUUCCUCCUCCUCGCCCUCCUCCUCCCAACUGGGAGAAAUACAGGCUUUUCCGUGCAGCCCAGCAGCAGCAGAAGCAGCAGCAGCAACAGCAGCAGAAGGAGGAGGAGGAAGAGGAGGAAGAAGAGGAGGAAGAGGAGGAAGGGGCAGAGGAGGAAGAGGAGGGGGAGGAGGAGGAGGAGCUGCCACCCCAGUAUUUCAGUUCAGAAACCACUGGUACCAGUGCCCUCAAUCCUGAAGAGGUCCUGGAGCAGCCACAACCCCCGGGCUUUGGCCACCUGGAGGAUUCAAGGCAGGGCUCAGAAAGCCUCUCAGCAGAGCAAGAGUCCUUUGGUCUCCAUUCCAGCAAUUUCCUGACUCCAAUAAGGGGACACUUGGGCUCUCAACCUGAGAAGGCUCAGCCCCCUUGCUAUUAUGGUAUUGGUGGCCUUUGGAGAACAUCAGAGAAGGAGACCACUGAUUCCCCCAAACCAGAAGCCUUGAUGGCAGAAGAGUCCAAACCCAAGCCAGCAUGGAGCCAGAGCUACUUCUUUCCUGAGGAGCAGUUCUCUUUCAUGGGCUGGAGCUCUGAGAAGCAGCACCUCAGUCCCAUGGGCUUCAGUGAAUCCAAGACAACAGGACAAGAGUUUCAGCACUUCUCACCUCCUCCAGGGGCCCCAGGGAUCCCCACCUCUUACUCAGCUUAUUACAAUAUUUCGGUGGCCAAGGCAGAGCUGUUGAACAAGUUGAAAGACCAACCUGAGAUGGCAGAGACUGGCCUGGGAGAGGAAGAAGUUGACCAUGAACUGGCUCAAAAAAAGAUACAGCUUAUUGAAAGCAUUGGCAGAAAACUGUCGGUCCUGCGGGAAGCCCAGCGAGGACUGCUAGAGGACAUCAGUGCCAAUUCUGCCCUUGGGGAGGAGGUGGAGGCCAACCUGAAAGCUGUCUGUAAAUCCAAUGAGUUUGAAAAAUACCGCUUGUUUAUCGGGGACCUGGACAAAGUGGUCAACCUGUUGCUGUCACUCUCUGGACGACUAGCCCGGGUGGAGAAUGCUCUCAACAGUAUUGAUUCAGAAGCUAACCAGGAGAAGUUGGUGCUGAUAGAGAAGAAGCAGCAGCUGACAGGGCAGUUGGCAGAUGCCAAGGAGCUGAAGGAGCAUGUGGACCGCCGGGAGAAGUUGGUGUUUGGCAUGGUCUCCCGCUACCUGCCUCAGGACCAGCUCCAAGAUUACCAGCACUUUGUGAAGAUGAAAUCUGCUCUCAUCAUCGAACAGCGAGAACUGGAAGAGAAAAUUAAGCUUGGGGAAGAACAGCUCAAAUGUCUCAGGGAGAGCCUACUCCUGGGGCCCAGCAAUUUCUAAUUCCACCAGCAGACUGUCACACCAUCCCUGCCCAGCCACAACGGGAAGUGCUUUCAGUCUUCGUUAGCAGUUUGUUAGAAAGUAGAUAGCAGUUUAGUUAGCAGUUUGUUCCAUAUCCUCUACCUUGGACAUCUCUCACUGCCCCUUACCUAGCAUUGCUCCCAACCAGCUAGGAGUUCCUGAUGAGGCCCCCAAGCCUCUACUCUAGGGAAUAGAUACAAGAGCUAGGAGCUGCCUGCAGCAAAGGGUGAUCAUACAACCACACUCCCCUUCCCACGGUUUGCACAGGCAAGUGCUCACCACACACAGAACCAACAAAGUGCCUUCAUUCUUCUUGGUCCAAGGACUGCAAAGACACCAUGCACUCACCACCCACCCAUGCCCCAAUCAGCCUCUCAAGGCUCAGAGAGAAGCUGCCUGUGCAGCUCCAUUCUGCCCAAGGCUCAAAGCCCAGCCAUUUCCCACAGAGAUCUGGCUGUCUUGAGAGCAUCACUUCCCACCAGUUUAAGGGCCUCACCUAAGCUUUACAGUGGGAAGCACAGAAAGAGAAAUUACACUAAACAGAAUGUGAGCAAAGAUCGGGAAUCCCUAGGUGCCCUGCCGAAGCUAGGUUUAAACAAAUGGGCUCCACCCCCACUGGCCCCAGCAUCUGGUUGAGGGGGAAGAGGCCUACUCCAACUAGUGUGGCCCUCCUCCUGUCCUCAUACUUCUGGCUUACCACUUCCUGUUCCAUCUUGCCUUUUCAUUGCCAGUGGUCACCGGUGCCUACCCUAAGGGCUUCACACUAUGGACCAUUAAGCUCUACCAAAGCUGACUUCUGGAUACCCAUUUCAUUAUUGGGGUGAGGGGUUCUUUGUUGUAUUUUAAAUGGCCUUUUGAUUUUAUUUAUUUUUAUUUUUUGAUUUAUUUUUUUCCUUUUGUAACUAAUAAGGUGAAAAGAGGGGAGGUGGAAAGGGAAAAGGAAUCCUAGAAGGAAAGCAUGUUCUGCAGAUCAGCCUGGAUUCACCAUGGCUAGAUGAGGGAAUGCCAAGGCCUUGAAUUCUUCCCACCAAACACUACAAGUGUCUAAGAAAGGAGUUCUCACCUUGAACUUAAUUUACUAUGGCCUGGCCCUAUACUAAAGUCAGCAAUGACCAUAAGCUUAGCAUUCCCCAAUGGAUUUCAGUUUUUUACUUAUUUUUUCUCAAAACCAAAGAUAUCCAAAACUGACAAAAGUUCAUCACCCAUUUUUCUACUAUCUCCCAUCUAAGGAAAUGGGUAUAAGUGAACUCAGGAGGAGAUCCCUCUAUCUCACAAUUGCUUUCUCAGCCUGUGGCCUGACUCAGGGAACUGAAAGUCAUGGUAGCUGGAAGCUCCAGCCAGGGCCAGCCCCCCCAGAGCAAAUUAUGAUCCAGCCAGGAUCUUAGGCACACAAACAACUAAUGCUGCUGUUGUUGCCAAUUCCCUGACACCACUAGCCAGUUUCUGUCCUGGAAAAUCCCUCAGGUGGGUGAUGGCAGGAAGGGAAUUGCGGCCAAACUCUGGCUUGUUAUCCAGCUCAAUUCCCCAUUCCUUGCUCACUGGCACCCACGGUUCAUAUUGCACAGCUCUGCCCAACAAACCUGGGCAUCUCUUCUAGUUACUGCUGAGUUCCUCAGGAUCCUUGGAGGUUAACUGUAGCAGCAGGGAUGCCUCAUUCAACCAAAAGAUUUUCCAAAGAACUUUGCUGCUGCUACAAAUAGUGGUCUCUAGCUUCCGUUUCCUUUCAUUGUAUUUGAAAACAAUGGAAGAAUCUUGGCCAGCAGGGUGUCCUGAGGGGGGCCCUGGGUAUGCUCUUAGUACACUGCUGCUCUCAGAACCACUGUUAAAAUGUCAACCUGCCAUUCUCCCCUCAACUGGGGAAGUCUACCCUAUUCACAAAGGCCGAUGGCUCCUAAAGGGCUAGGCUUACCCAAGCCACAUUUGAGGAAGGUGGGGGAGUGCUAUGAAUAGAAGCUAUGGUUACCAUCUUUUUUUUUUUUUCUCAAGCAGACUCUAGGAUAAACAAUGAGUAAGUUGAGACAUCCUAUAUUGGGGGGUGAGGCCAAUGUAGUCCAUCAUUCUAAGAUUUUCUGGGGCCAGAAUAGCUUUUUGGGAACACAGGCCGAGGGAAGAGUGGUCACUUGCCUGGGCAUGAUGACUGUGGUCUGGGUUUCUCUAGUCAGUGUUACAUUGCUUGUACAUUAAAUUUCUCACACAAAAAAGUACUAUUGAUUGUAUUAUUUUUGUUCCUUAUCCCACCUGAAAUUAAAGUUGAAACCAGAACACAAGGAUGCUCACUUUCACACAGAAGGGUGGUUUCUAAAACAAUAUAAUAACCACCAACCUAUACUGAGCAGUGAAGCUUGGCAGACAGGUGAAGUACCAAAAGGGAACUAAUGCCCUGCGCUGCUGAGGCAGCAGUGCCAUCAUGCCUCAUAGUGCUUCAGAGCUGCGAUGUGGUGUUUCUCCCAUGUUCUCAUUUCCUGGGCUCAGCCCUCUUGCAAGGCCUGCCAGGGGUAAGCAGUUUGGAAGGCAGGCCAAGGGAUUUCCCCAAAGACAAUUACUGGUCUUAAUUUUUGCCCUCUCUCUUCAGAUACUCAUAUAGGCCCCAGUGGGUAAUAGGUUGAUCUAGAGAGAGGAGUCAGUACAAGAGUUACUAUCACUUGUCCCUUCUCACUCCCCCACCCCCACCUAGAUAAUUGAGUCUCGAGUCCCACCAGUUGCAGACCCAGCCAGGGUAUAGUGGUAAAUGCUCAAGGGGAACCUGAGAGAAAGAGGCAGACACACUAAAAGCUCUAGAAAGGGAGAGACUGGAAGCAGAGGAACUGAGAGGGUGAAAGACGAAAAGUUUUUUUCAAGGCCAGAGUCAGGUUCUGUUUUCCAUUUAACCUCAAGUGUCAAAAAGCUGCCCUGGGCACUAGAGCCAUAACCUUUAACCCCCCAUCUCCCUGAAGGUGCUGCUCUGUCAGUAGUACCAAGUCCCAGAUGGAGGAAGCUGGGCACAUAUAUGGCCACUCCCUUCUGUCUGGAGCUUGGUGACUCCCACUGUCUUUGCCAAAGGAGUUGUCUAUGCCAAUAGUAUUUCUGUAACAGCCUAUUGUAUUCUUGGAAGAUUAGUAGAUCUUUAGAGGGGGGUGGGGCAGGGGACAGUUUCUAUAAAGAACCAGUGUUUGUUGUACAACUGUUGGGGGUCAUCUAUGCCAUGUUAUUAUUUUUCUGAAUCUUAUAGUUUCUGCAAUUGUGUCCUCCACCAUUCCCUUCUUGGCUGACAUUGAUAUGUCUGCCAGAUGGUCAUCAAGGGUUAUACUUCAAUAAAAGGUGCUAAGGACAAAAAAAAGAAAUUAUCUCACGUGUUUUGACUGAAGUGAUGGAAAUUCUCUAAUAUUCUGCUGAAAAAUAUUGGAAAACAAUUUGGUCACAUAUCAAUAAUCCUUCAUAUGUAACUGUAUGACCAGAGUCUUGCCCACAUCCCUAAACUCUUACCCUGGCCCAUUGGGGAUAGCAUUGAUGCUAUACCAUUCAUUAUCCCCAGUAAAAUAAUUCAGAAUUCAGGAAGACUCAACAAUAAGUGUAAUCUCAAGUAUAGACCUCAGUAGUAUACAGAGUGCACUUCUGGAGUCUAGCCUAAUCAGAGAGCUGAGACACCUUCUACACCUCCUCCAAUCUUGAGUUCUACUAUCUUCUACCUAAUAGUCCAGUCUUAUACCUUCCUCUUAGCAACCUGGAAAACAAGGUUCUCACUGACCAGCUCUCUCUAAAUAACCUCAUUUAGACCCAAAUGCACUCCAGGAACCAACUCUGACACUUAAAAGCCUACAUUUUCCCUCAGUCUACACAUUGUUUAAAUUCCAACUGAUCUCCUAGGUAUCCAGUGUGGUAGAGUGGAAAGAGCCCAGCUUUGGCAUUAAAGUGAAAUGUGUUCAAA